UUUUAUUUAUUAAAAAUUAACAUUUUAAAUGAACUUUAUAAUUUAGACAAUGAACUUCCAUGUCGAAUAAAGUGUCAUGUUGAUGGUGUGGAAUGGUUUGCCUAUAACAGGACUUCUGCAUAUGAUAUCCUUGACAGUGUUCUGUCGGAAGUACAUAAUAUUAACUCUUCAGAGUUUCCCGACUCUUCUAGCAUAGUCAAUAAUGAAGUAGAUGACAUUGCUAUCAACCUCGAUGGCAAUGAUGCAAAUGGCGCAAACAACCCUAGCGAUUCUUUCUUUUUAAAAUUGUUGCCCAUUCAGGUGGACUGUGUAAAUGGUGCUUUUAUGUUUGGCAAUGCAAUGACUUCUUCACUCCUUGUCGUAAAAUUUUCUCAAGCUAGUGGAAUUUAUGGUGCU
This is a messenger RNA of Racocetra fulgida, 396 nucleotides long. Lineage: Eukaryota; Fungi; Glomeromycota; Glomeromycetes; Diversisporales; Gigasporaceae. The record is from the annotation of a GenBank genome assembly.